UUGCCUUGGUUCAAAGGUUAAUCAUAACCAACACAAUAGUAUACUUGGCUAGCCGCUCGGCUCUUGGAGAAAGAUAAACAACUCUUAUUUGCGAAAUUAACAGCACUCGACUGCUAUAGCAUUGAAGUCCGAUCAAACUGUUUGAAAAUCAUAAGUGUAGGUGUUUGCACUAUUGUCGCUGUUUUUCGAAGGCGCUAGCUAAUGUUAGCAAACUAACGUAGCCAUCACUGAACUGGCUCGCUAGCUAUAUAGUUACACACAAAACUACAGCUAUGUUUGUGCAAGAAGAGAAGAUAUUCGCUGGAAAAAUAUUAAAAAUCCACAUUUGUACUAUGGAGGGUACAGAGUGGUUGGAAGAAGUAACAGAGGAUACCACUAUUGAACAACUCAAAGAGAAGUGCUUGAAACAUUAUGUACAUGGAAGCCUCGAAGACCCCAAAACAAUCACACACCAUAAACUUGUCCAUGCUGCCACGGAGAGGAUCCUCACAGAAACUAAAACGGUUGCAGAUGAAAAUCUAAAAGAUAAAGAUUUUCUUCUACUGAUAAAGAAGAGACCACUGCCACCCCCUCCGAAAAUAGCUGACAUAACUGCAGAGGAAAAGAAGAAGCAGGAUAACAAGGCUCCAGAUAAAGAUGCCAUCCUGAAGGCCACCGCCGGCCUGUCCACCCGUCACACAGACCGCACUGUCACCCAGCAUAACAUCAGAGAUUUUCAGACGGAGCUCAGGAAAAUCCUUGUCUCUCUCAUUGAAGUGGCCCAGAAGCUUCUCGCCUUGAACCCCGAUGCUGUGGAGCUCUUCAAAAAGGCCAAUGCCAUGCUGGAUGAGGAGGAGGAGGACCGGGUGGAUGAGACGACCCUUCAGCAGCUGACUGAGAUGGGUUUCCCUGAGAGCAGAGCCAUCAAAGCUCUCAGGCUCAACCACAUGUCAGUGACCCAGGCCAUGGAGUGGCUGAUUGAGCACGUAGACGACCCCACGGUGGACACAACCCUGCCCGGCCAGGGCACCCCAGGAGCAGUAGGAGCCACAGCACCACCCCUGAUCCCCUCUAUCUCUGCCUCAUUUCCAAACCUCCUCCGCACCGUCUCCCAGACUAACACAGAUUCCGCCGCCAGGCAGGACGAACUCACUGAGAUCUUCAAGAGGAUCCGAAGGAAAAGAGAGUUCAGGCCUGAGUCACGGGCUGUCAUUGCGUUGAUGGAGAUGGGCUUUGAUGAGAAGGAGGUGGUCGAUGCCCUGAGAGUCAAUAACAACCAACAGGAUGCUGCUUGCGAGUGGCUGCUGGGGGACAGGAAGCCGUCUCCGGAGGACUUGGAUAAAGGCAUCGACAUCAACAGUUCUCUGUUCCAGGCCAUCCUGGAGAACCCUGUGGUCCAGCUGGGCCUCACCAAUCCCAAAACACUGCUGGCGUUUGAGGACAUGUUGGAGAACCCUCUGAACAGCACCCAAUGGAUGAAUGACCCUGAGACUGGGCCUGUCAUGCUGCAGAUCUCCAGAAUCUUCCAGACACUCAACCGCACGUAGAGUGUGUGUGUGAGAGUGUGUGUGUGAGAGUGUGUGUGUGAGAGUGUGUGUGUGAGAGUGUGUGUGUGAGAGUGUGUGUGUGAGAGUGUGUGUGUGAGAGUGUGUGUGUGAGAGUGUGUGUG
Molecule: messenger RNA, 1648 nt
Organism: Oncorhynchus mykiss (rainbow trout)
Lineage: Eukaryota; Metazoa; Chordata; Actinopteri; Salmoniformes; Salmonidae
Product: ubiquitin-associated domain-containing protein 1
Cellular component (GO): ubiquitin ligase complex
Molecular function (GO): protein binding
Source: RefSeq, a predicted model, not a curated record